AUGGUUAAGUUUGUGGAUAACCCGAUUGGGCACUGUCGGAUGUGCAUCGAAUCCGACGAGAAAGGUGUACUUGUGGAAUGCUGCGAAUGUGACCGUUGGUUCCACUUGGCAUGCGUGGGACUGAAGGACCCGCCGAGAAGUGAGGACUACUGGACAUGCCAAAAAUGCUACAAGAUUGCAGAAAAUCAGCAAAAGAUGGAAGAAAAACUUAAGAAAUUGGAAGCCCAAGCACAGAACGGAAGGUCAUCUUUGACCUUCCGUUCUGUGGCCCAAGCCAAAGGCAAACGAACACCAUCGUCGGAAAGAACGACAACAACCGAAGAAAUAUUGCGUAUUCAUCAGAAAACUAUGGAGGCUCUCGUUAAGCAGCUCCAAGUUAAACCCGAACCAACUUCAGAUAUCAGUCUGGCCCAACCCAAUCAAAACGAAGAUUGGACAAUCUACCUGAAAAGGCAAGCUCUGGCUGACUUGCCUAGGUUUGAUGGCGCGCCAAAAGAUUGGCCAAAAUUUAAGAAAACAUACGAAGAAACCACAAAAGCAGGAGCUUUUACUAAUCUUGAAAACUUAAACCGGCUGCAGAAGGUUCUGCGUGGAAAUGCCGCAAAAACUGUGAGUCAACUGCUGAUCGACCCGGAGAAUGUCAAGAAAAUAAUCGAAAGACUAGAAGAAACAUACGGUCGACCAGAGGCGAUUUAUAACGAACUUCUCCACGAACUAAUAAAAAUUCGUAAGGAGAAUAAAAGUGCAUUAUUAGAAAUAGCAGAUGCACUGGAUAAUCUCGUGAGUACAAUAAAUGUAAUCAAUUGUGCUCAAUAUCUGAACGACCCUCGUUUGGUCGAUACUAUAGUAAAGAAAUUGCCCUAUAAUAUUCAAAUAAAGUGGGCUGAAGAAUUGAGCAAAGAAAACAUUCAUUGCCCAGAUUUAAAAACACUGAGUGAAUGGAUAAAACCACUCGCCAAAAUUCAGAGGAUGGUUAACCCUUCGAUCGAGAGCUCUGAAAGGAAGUCAAGAGUAAACAUUCACCAAGAUAACCGGAAAAAGUUCUACAACAAAUGUCCAUUUCGCGAAAAGGACCACAAAGUCUAUGAAUGUGAUACAUUCAAAAAAAUGAACACGGAAGCAAGGAGAAAAAUUGUUACACAAAAACGACUUUGCUUUGGGUGUCUAGGAGCAAACCAUCUAAUGAAAGAUUGCGAACGUGCUAGAACAUGUGACAUCGAUAAAUGCCAGGAAAAACAUAGUAGAUGGCUACAUCCGAGAAAUAAGAAAAACGUAGACAAGGCCAACAAAAUGAUGACGACGCCGAAAGAAGAAAUCGUAGAAAAGCUUGUAACCACAGAAAACGCUUCAUCUUCUAACUCUGGAACUACAAAUCACCAUCAAACAUUCAGAAAUAAUAUUUAUUUCCAAAUUAUUCCCAUAACACUUAGAAACAAGGGAAAGGAAGUAAAUACGUUUGCUUUCUUAGACGCCGGCUCAUCACUAACUUUAAUCGAGGAACAAAUUGCUGAUGAUCUCGGCCUAAAGGGACGCUCGAAUCUUCUCAAACUCACCUGGACGCAAAACGUCACCAAGCAAUCGAACAGCAGGCAGGUACAAGUUACACUCGUCGGACCUUCAAAGAAACCAUUUAUCCUGAAGGGCGUAAGAACAAUUGACAACCUCCAGCUACCAAUUCAAUCUCUAGACAUGGAUGCUAUGAAAAAACGAUACGAUCAUCUGAAAGACUUACCCAUUGAAAGCUAUACGGUAGCACGACCAUCAAUACUAAUUGGUCUCGACAACGCGCAUCUACUAAUGCCUAUGGACAGAAGAAUGUUAGACGAGAAUUCUCCUAUGGCUAUGAGAACCAAACUAGGAUGGUUUCUCUUUGGUAACCUCAAGUUGAAUAUCGCACAAGACUAUGUCAUGGCAAUACAGGAAAACGACGAGAUGCGAAACAUGAUGAAGCGGUAUCUCAGCACAGAAGAUUUUGGAGUCAAAACAGUCGAAAGUCUGCCAAAGGGUAAGGAGGACAAAAGAGUUGAAGAAAUAAUCAACGACACACUGAAAUAUCUAGGGAAUAGAUAUGAAAUUGGAAUGCUGUUCAGACAGGACGAUGUCAAAUUCCCUGACACUUACCAAAACGCCUUAAGACGAUUAACUCUGUCAGAGAAAAUGCUUGCGAAAAAUGAGAAACUCAAGCAAUGGGCCAUACUUAACUUUAAAGAGUACGUUGCGAAAGGAUAUGCCAGAAAAUUAACACCAGCAGAAUUACUUACACCUACAAACAAAGUUUACUAUCUACCACACUUUAUCGUCAUAAAUCAAAACAAGAACAAACCAAGAUUAGUGUUUGACGCCAAAGCAGAAGUUAAGGGUGUCUCAUUAAACUCAACCCUUUUACCGGGGCCGGACGCCACAACAUCGAUCUUCGGAAUAUUACUACGUUUUAGAGAAAGAAACAUAGUGAUAAGCGGUGACAUCCAGGAAAUGUUUCAUCAAGUAAGAAUUCGUCCGGAGGAUCAGCACGUACUACGCUUCUUAUGGAGAGAUUGCGAUACAUCAAAACCACCGGAAGUAUACGUCAUGAUGAUUAUGAUAUUUGGCGCCACCUGUUCACCGGCCUGCGCUCAAAUAGUAAAAAACUUUAAUGCGAAAAAAUUCGAAAAAACUCACCCCGCCGCAGCAACCGCUAUUGUAAAACAACACUACGUCGACGAUUACCUAGACAGCUUCCACACUCAAGAACAAGCAGUUCAAACAGUCAACGAUGUUAUAACAAUCCACGAAAAGGGAGGUUUCUUCAUAAGAAACUUCAUAUCAAACAAAUGCGAGUUACUUCACUCACUCCCCGAAAACCGGUUAAUGGAUUCAAACAAGAAAGAUAUAACUGACAAAGAGUCUCACGUAGAAAGGGUCCUAGGGCUACACUGGAAUACACAACACGAUUAUUUUAGUUACCAACUAAGGUUGGAUAAACUAAAUGCAGAAGCAUUAAAAACGUUAAACACACCGACAAAAAGAGAAGUACUUUCAUUCGUGAUGAGUAUCUAUGACCCGCUCGGAUUAAUAUCGCACAAAAUUAUAGAAGGAAAAAUAAUCCUCCAAGAAUUACAUAAGGAAUCGAUGGAAUGGGACGACACAAUCACGUCACGCAUUCUGCCCCGAUGGCGAAAUUGGAUCAGUACGUUAAAACUGAUGGGAAAUCUAAAAAUCCCAAGAAGUCUUCACAUAAAAAUCGGAGCACCUCUAGAACUCCACACGUUCGUAGAUGCAAGUGAAAAUGCGUUUGCCGCAGUAAUUUACAUAAAAUGCGGAAAUACCGUUAGCCUUGUGGCAGCUAAAUCGAGAGUAGCACCUAUUAAAACACUUUCAAUACCACGAUUAGAGUUGCAAGCAGCUGUGCUAGGCUCCCGGCUAGCAGAAACAAUAGUAAAUGAAAUACGUCCGACAAUAUCAAAAAGAAUAUAUUGGUCUGACUCGCAAACAGUCUUAGCAUGGAUUCGAUCUGAUCAUCGUAAAUAUAAGCCUUUCGUGGACCACCGCAUAGGAGAAAUUCUAGAUACAACAACCGUACAACAGUGGCGUUGGGUCCCAUCGCUGCAAAACCCAGCUGACGAAGCAACGAAGGAAGUGAAAAGAAAAUCUAUUUGGAUAAAUGGACCUGGAUUCCUGCAUUUUCAGGAAAACAACUGGCCUACGCAAAAACCAAUUGAAGAAACCUCAGAAGAAUCUAAGGAUAUAUUAGCACUACAUAUAACAACAGAAAUACAGCAAUAUGAUUUCAUACGAGAAAACCGCUACUCAAAUUACUGGAAACUAGUUCAACACCUAUGUAUACUACAGAAAUUUGUCAAUUGGAUCGCAGAAAGGAAACAUUUCAUAAAAGCUAUAAACAGAAAUGAUCGAGACAUCGUCGAAAAUACGCUUUACAAAAAGGCCCAAUGGGAAGCAUUUCCUGUCGAAAUGAUGGACCUAACUAAAAAUAAACAAUUAACCAAGCAAGGUCCUUUAUCAAGCCUGUGA
Messenger RNA from Wyeomyia smithii (pitcher-plant mosquito), 4008 nucleotides. RefSeq lists its product as uncharacterized. Bases 1 to 4008 code for a protein of 1335 amino acids. NCBI's taxonomy places the organism in Eukaryota, Metazoa, Arthropoda, Insecta, Diptera, Culicidae. The transcript is spliced from 2 exons. The record is from RefSeq and is a predicted model, not a curated record.